Messenger RNA from Exserohilum turcica Et28A, 701 nucleotides. RefSeq lists its product as uncharacterized. Lineage: Eukaryota; Fungi; Ascomycota; Dothideomycetes; Pleosporales; Pleosporaceae. The record is from RefSeq and is a predicted model, not a curated record. The transcript is spliced from 2 exons. Bases 57 to 656 code for a protein of 199 amino acids.
GGAAUACCUCAGAAAACCUAAUCAGACGCUACGAAAAGCAACAACCAAAGCUCAAGAUGUCGACUUCAGCAGGACAGAAGGUUACCACCGAUCCCGCGUCCAAGGUCCCUAUCAACGAGGCCGUUGGCACCGUAAUCUCCGACUCUCUUGCAGGCGAGUCCCUCAAGAGCUCUGGUGCCUUUGGUGAAGGCAACCCAAAGGCAGGUGUUUCUGGACAGCCGUCUGCUUCGACGACUACAAACACGUCUGAUACCUCGAGCGCUACCAAGCUCAAUGCUGCUGUUAAUGCCGAGGCAAGGGACGCUCAGCAAGGAUGGGAUGAGGAGAAGAUUAUGAACUCCGGUAAGGGUCUGGGUAGUACCUCAAAUGGCUCUGGAGGGGCAUCAAGCGUCACUGGCACUGCACCUACUGCUGUUCCCGGCACAAACAUCGACCCAAGCGUGCUCCAGCCCAAGGGCGCCAAUCUGACCGAAGACCCCAACAUGGACGGACAGCGCAAGUUCGGCGAGAUUGGCGCAGAGAAUGACCCCGGCAGGCUAGCAGAGCGCAAGCUGCAGGGUAUCAAUGCUGCGAAUCCUGGUGUUGAGCCCAAGACGACCGACAUGGCACAGGGUGGUGAAACCAAGUUCAGCAAGCUGGGAGAGACGACUGCUUAAUCUUGAUGCAUGAGGCGCUCAUGUAGCAGUGUGUAUAAUACCGAG